AUGACUGCUAUUAGGUUAGAUGGCACUGCCAUCGCGAAGAAGAUCCGCGAGAGACUGGCUGCUGAGAUAGUCGAAAAGCAAAAGUCCAACCCUAAAUAUCAGCCAUGUCUCAAGAUCAUCCAAGUCGGUGAUCGAUCUGAUUCUUCAACUUAUGUUCGUAUGAAGCUUAAGGCCGCUCGAGAGGCCAAUAUUACCUGCGAUCUCCUGCAUUUCCCUGAGGAUAUUACCGAGGCCGAGCUCUUGGCGCAGCUACACGUCCUAAAUAAUGACUCUACCGUGUCCGGCGUCCUUGUUCAGCUGCCCCUGCCCAAGCAUGUCGAUGAGUACACCAUUACUUCCGCCGUCGCAGAUGAAAAAGAUGUCGAUGGUUUCGGUACCACAAACAUUGGCGAGCUCGCCAAGAAAGGUGGCCACCCAUUCUUUAUCCCCUGCACUCCAAAGGGAGUCAUGGUCCUCUUAGAGGAAGCUGGUGUAGACCUGAAAGGAAAGGAUGCUGUGGUUCUUGGCCGAAGCGAUAUUGUCGGUAGCCCGGAGAAAUUAAAGAAGGCAGAUAUCGUCGUUGCCGCUAUUGGCCAGCCGGCCUUCGUAAAGGGAGAAUGGCUCAAACAAGGUGCCGUGGUUAUCGAUGUAGGAACCAACUACAUCCCUGACGCAUCUAAGAAGUCAGGCCAACGGCUGGUAGGUGAUGUAGAAUUUGAGUCGGCUUCCCAGGUUGCUUCCUAUAUCACACCAGUUCCGGGUGGUGUAGGGCCUAUGACGGUUGCUAUGCUAUUGCAAAAUGUUGUUAAUGCAACCACCAUGUAUUUCGAUCGACAAAAGCAGAGGCGUAUCGUCCCGCUUCCUCUCAACCUGCGUACUCCAGUCCCCUCUGAUAUCGAGGUUUCAAGGUCACAACCACCGAAACCCAUCACGCGAGUCGCAGAAGAGAUUGGUAUUGCGCAUCAUGAGUUGGAACCCUAUGGCGCAUAUAAGGCCAAGGUGGACCUCACCCUUUUAAAGCGUCUGGAACACCGUCAAAAUGGUCGAUACGUCGUAGUUACAGGUAUCACUCCCACGCCGUUAGGUGAAGGGAAGUCCACCACGACUAUGGGCUUGGCCCAAGCACUAGGUGCGCAUUUAGGUCGAAUUACCUUUGCCAAUGUCCGACAGCCAAGUCAAGGUCCUACCUUUGGUAUCAAGGGCGGUGCAGCUGGCGGUGGGUACAGUCAAGUCAUACCCAUGGAUGAAUUUAACUUGCACUUAACUGGUGAUAUCCACGCCAUCACCGCAGCGAACAACCUUCUUGCCGCUGCUAUCGAGACUCGUAUAUUCCACGAGAACACGCAGAAGGAUGGCCCCCUUUAUCGAAGAUUGACACCGGCAAAGAACGGAAAGAGGACUUUUGCACCCGUCAUGUUCCGCCGAUUGAAGAAGCUAGGAAUUGACAAGACUGACCCUGAGGAGCUCACCGAAGAUGAGAUCCACCGGUUCGCUAGACUAGACAUCGACCCGGAGACUAUCACCUGGAGACGUGUACUAGAUGUAAAUGAUCGCCACUUGCGUGGUGUCACUGUUGGCACUGCGCCGACUGAAAAGGGGCAGAAACGAGAUACCGGGUUUGAUAUUUCUGUUGCCAGCGAGUGUAUGGCUAUUCUAGCAAUGAGCACGAGUCUUGGCGAUAUGCGAGAAAGACUAGGUCGAAUGGUCGUCGCUACGUCGAGGUCAGGAGAUCCGGUCACUUGUGAUGACAUAGGAGCCGGCGGUGCAUUGACGGCCCUCAUGAAGGACGCUAUCAAGCCAAACUUGAUGCAAACAUUAGAGGGAACUCCCGUAUUUGUGCAUGCCGGUCCUUUUGCCAAUAUUAGUAUUGGGAAUAGCUCUAUCCUUGCCGACAAGAUGGCGCUCAAGUUAGCAGGUACAGAGCCCGAUGAGGAUCACAACGCCAAGGCAGGAUUCGCUGUCACUGAAGCUGGUUUUGACUUCACUAUGGGAGGCGAGCGAUUUUUCAACAUCAAGUGCCUUGCUACGGUUCGCGCCUUGAAGGUGCAUGGUGGUGGCCCACCCAUUGCUCCCGGUGCGCCGUUAGACCCUGUGUACAAGCAGGAGAAUGUCGAGAUCCUCCGAAAUGGUUGCGUGAAUCUCAAGAAGCAUAUCGAAAAUGCCAAGGCCUAUGGUUGCCCCGUUGUGGUUGCUAUAAAUAAGUUUGCUACUGACACCGAUGCUGAGAUUGCUGCCCUACGAGAGGAAGCUAUUGCUGCUGGUGCCGAGGACGCCAUCUUAGCAAACCAUUGGGCCGAAGGAGGUAAGGGCGAGCCAAAGGACUUCAAGCUACUGUAUGAUGUGGAUGAGGGUACUAUCGAGCAACGCAUGGAGAGUAUCUGCCAGAAAAUGUACGGCGCAUCCGCUGUUGAAUUUAGCGAGCUUGCCCAAAAGAAGAUCGACACAUACACGAAACAGGGCUUUGGAAACCUCCCAAUCUGCAUCGCUAAGACGCAAUAUUCACUCUCCCAUGACCCGAAUCUUAAGGGCGCACCGACUGGCUUCACCGUUCCAAUUAGGGAUGUGAGGAUGGCCGCAGGUGCAGGAUAUCUGUAUGCGCUUGCUGCUGACAUCCAGACAAUUCCUGGUUUACCCACUGCCCCAGGAUACCUCAAUGUCGAUGUUGAUACCGAGACAGGCGAGAUUGAUGGACUCUUUUAG
Daldinia childiae is the source of this 2679-nucleotide messenger RNA. Its product is annotated as C-1-tetrahydrofolate synthase, cytoplasmic. Gene Ontology annotation, cellular component: cytosol. Gene Ontology annotation, biological process: tetrahydrofolate interconversion. Gene Ontology annotation, molecular function: methylenetetrahydrofolate dehydrogenase (NADP+) activity; formate-tetrahydrofolate ligase activity; methenyltetrahydrofolate cyclohydrolase activity. The transcript is spliced from 8 exons. Bases 1 to 2679 code for a protein of 892 amino acids. NCBI's taxonomy places the organism in Eukaryota, Fungi, Ascomycota, Sordariomycetes, Xylariales, Hypoxylaceae. The record is from RefSeq and is a predicted model, not a curated record.